Molecule: messenger RNA, 850 nt
Organism: Fomitopsis serialis
Lineage: Eukaryota; Fungi; Basidiomycota; Agaricomycetes; Polyporales; Fomitopsidaceae
Exons: 3
Source: RefSeq, a predicted model, not a curated record
AUGAUCUCGUGCUAUGCGUGGUUCAUCGAUCGUCCCCUCGCUCAUCUCCAUCCAAAUAUUAAUCACGAAAAGCAGACAGAAAGCAGCAGCCCGCGCCGAGCACCUCUGGCCAUAUACCACAGACCACAUACCACAGGCAACAGGCUCCCCCCGCGGACUGGCAGUCAUGUAUCCCCCAUGCGCCGUGCGAUCACACCACAGCCCAACGCGCAGCCGCAGAUCGCCUCGGGCCUCCAGGCCUCCCCGGUCCAUGGCCUGCCUCCACGUACUGUGCCAUCUGCGCUUGGCAUCAGCAGCGUGCCACAGCCCGCCUCCGCACACGUCCCCCGCGCCCUCUGCCCCUGCGAAUCCCGCCGCGAAGCGCUGCGAACCUUACCCUUGAUAUGUGAUAUUGAACGUUUGGACCAGCACGUCCGGGAGGAGAGCGGCCGCCCGGCGAGGCGAGGGCGCGAUCCGCCCCUCCCGCUCGUCUUCCCUCCGCGCUGCCGUCCGAUUCGUCCCCCGCGGUCCACGCCUCCAGCUGAAGACGCAGACGCAGGCGUGACGCCCCGCGCCCCGCGUUCUGCUCCACCGCUGAUGUUCUGGACGUUCCACGCCCCCUUCCCGCGGACGGCUGCCCUUUGUAUUGGAUUUUGCUUUGGCUUUGAUCCGAAUCGGGCUGGCUGGGUGGCGGACACUCGGCGCCGUCGCCCGGCAGGUGAACACUGUCCACAACCCCCGCGCGGCGGGACAGCCAGGGAACCGGUCUCUGUCUGGCGAUCCGCGCGACGUCGAGGGGGCCCACACAUGCACCGCGACUGGAGUCUGUCUGUGAACACACCACUCGCUGGGGCUCCGUCCGGCCGGGCUU